Messenger RNA from Acanthamoeba castellanii str. Neff, 1179 nucleotides. Its product is annotated as amino acid permease. The transcript is spliced from 10 exons. Gene Ontology annotation, cellular component: membrane. Gene Ontology annotation, biological process: amino acid transport; transmembrane transport. Gene Ontology annotation, molecular function: amino acid transmembrane transporter activity. The annotation marks the transcript as partial. NCBI's taxonomy places the organism in Eukaryota, Discosea, Longamoebia, Acanthamoebidae. The record is from RefSeq and is a predicted model, not a curated record.
GAUUGGUCGACGCUGGUGGACAACUGGAGCACGCCGCCCAUCAACAACGUAGUGUCCGACAUCUACUUUGGCUACUGCUCCGGCCUGCUCGGUGUGACGGGCUUCGAGACCUCGGCCAACUACAUCGAGGAGCAGAAGGACGGCGUCUUCCCCAAGACCCUGCGCAACAUGUGGAUCGCCGUGGCCAUCUUCAACCCGCUCCUGGGCCUCCUCUCCCUGGGCACCGUUUCCAUCCCGCAGAUCGUUGCCAACAGCAACUACGUCCUUGCCGAAGUCGGCGGCGUCACCGGAGGCCAGUGGCUGAACAUCCUCGUGUCGGCCGACGCCACGCUCGUGCUGUGCGGUUCCGUGCUGACCUCGUGCCUGCCCCAGUUCCUGCUCUACAAGAACCCGCUCACCGGCACCGAGCCCAUCAUCAUCAUCGGUUUCUUCUGCAUCACCUCCUCGCUGUUCAUCAUCGUCGACGGUGCCGUUGAGACGCUGGCCGGCGUGUAUGCCAUCAGCUUCCUGAGCGUGAUGGGUCUGUUCGCGAUCGGCAACAUUCUGCUCAAGUACAAGCGCGACCGUCUCCCGCGUGACGAGAAGGUCAGCUGGAUCUCCGUGCUCCUCGGCCUCGGCUUCAUGAUCGCCGGUUGGAUCGGUAACGUGAUCUACAACCCGGACAACAUCAAGUACUUCGCGAUCUACUUCUCGGUGACGCUCUCGAUCGUGCUGGUCAUGUUCACGCGCACGCGAAUCCUCAAGGUCGUCCUCUACUUCCUCGCCAACACCUUCCUCGACCGCUACAUCGGCAAGUGGAUCCGAUCCCAGGUGCGAAAGAUCAACAAGCAGCACGUGGUGUUCUUCGCCAAGUCGGACGAUCUGGAGAUGCUCAACAAGGCCGUGCUCUACGUUCGCGAGAACGAGCUUACGGAAAGGAUGAAGAUCUGCCACGUCUACAGGACGGAGGAGGAAAUCCCCCCCAGGCUGGUCCACCACGUCGAAAUCCUGGACGAGAUGUACCCCAAGCUCAGGAUCGAUCUCGUGACGGUGCAUGCCGAGGGCUUCACGGCGCGAGUCGUGCACACGCUGGCGGAGAAGUUGCACGUGCCCCAGAACUUCAUGUUCAUCUCGUGCCCCGGCGAGAACUUCCCCGAGAAGAUCGCCAAGUACGGCGGCAUGAGGAUCGUCACGCACUAG